AUGGUACAUAUAACAACAGCUGUUGACACAUUUCCACAAAUUCUUACUGAAACAUAUAAUCAAACAUCAAAUCUUUCGUCUACAGCUAUUUUAACAUGUCAUAUACGUGAUUUAGGUGAACAUCAUGUAACAUGGUUUAAAUUUGAUCCAUUAACGUCAUUUCCAUCGCCAUUAGCUGUUGGAAAACAAUUAUUUACAACUGAUAAACGUUAUUCAAUAUCAUUUUAUUCUACAUCAUCAAAAGAUUCAUUUUGGUCAUUAGAAAUCUAUCAAUUGAAAUUCUCUGAUGAAGGUACAUAUAUAUGUAAAAUAGCUAAUAGAAAAGUAAGUGUUAGUAUUUAUAUACAUUUACAUAUACAAAUACCAAUGAUGAUCUAUCCUACAAAUGUUUAUAUUGAACCAGGCGCAAGUAUUAAAUUAAAUUGUAGUCUUUUAAUGAAUAGUGAUAUGAAUGAUACUCAUAAAAAAUCAUUGAUAACUUGGCAUUUUGUAUCAAAUCAAAUCAAUAAUACAAAACCUCAUGAUAUAUAUAUAAGAAAAAAAUUCGUUAAUAAUACAUUAUCUUCAUAUUUAAUUAUUGAACAUGCACAAAUAUUUCAUACAGGUGUAUGGACAUGUGUUUAUAAACGUCAACAAUUAAGUGCCAAAGUAAUCAUUGAAAAAGGUAAGAAAAUUUGA
This is a messenger RNA of Adineta steineri, 678 nucleotides long. The record is from the annotation of a GenBank genome assembly. NCBI's taxonomy places the organism in Eukaryota, Metazoa, Rotifera, Eurotatoria, Adinetida, Adinetidae.